AUAUGGUUGCCAAUUGACUCAUUAUUCUUGCAAAUGCUAAGGUGGUAUCCGUGGUACAAAACUUUUUAUGCUGCAAAAGUGUCGUAAACGCUAGAGCAAUAAGCAAUGAUCUGUUUCAUAUUUGCUUACAUUUCCCUUAUGAUGAAACUACCUGUCUGGAAGAACUUAUUCAUUUCCUACUGUUUAAAAAAUCGACGUGGCUUUGCAAGCAAUUCUAAGACUGUAGAUACCUUACUAUUUUUUUUCCUUUCCAUUAUUUGAAUGAAGACAUUUUCCACCUGUUCCGUAGUAUCUACAAAGACAUAGGAAUCCGUCACCAUGGAGUAUUUACUUUAUUUCUAAACAAUUUUUCGCGAGUUUGUACGCCGGGAGGAAAGCAACCAAACAUUUCAAUGAAUUAUUUCAAUAGUCACAUAUGGCUUAAUCAUAAAAGAUUAUCAGUUUUGCCAAAUGUUUCGACUUUCAAUGCUAUUUAUCACUGCAAAAGAUAUGCUUAAAGUGCCUGUGACAUGAUUUUCGUACUUUUGGGUUUAUAUAUCUAUUCUUAUGUAAAAAGGCCUGUUAUUUUCAUUUCUGAGGUUAGUUUUUACGUUUCAUGAGAAAUGAAGGAGUUAUUGGCGAUCUUCUACGCCAAAAUUCGCCAUCUUUGUUAUCAGAAUGAGUAGACAGUGACGUCACGGGAGGGACCCGACCGCCUCCUCCUUCGAGUUUUUGUAUCGUAGUCAAUGAGGGAAAUCUAACAGGUCCAAGAUGAGCGAUAUAAUUCCAGAGAAAGUAGUGGCAGCGAGGAUGAAAUUUUUGAAGGUAGCGCUUACACUGUUACAAUAGCGAGUUCCUCCCAUGACGUCACAAGAGAACGGCGAAUGAUGAUAAAGCGACUUGGCUAGGUCACACUAUUUUGCUUCAUUUCAAUAUCAAAACGCUUUUAUUUCAAAAAAAAAGUGCAGAUCUACUAUAAGAGCAGUGCAACGCUUCAAUUAAGAGAAUAAAAAAAUCAUGUCACAGGCACUUUAAGUCUCUGAUUGGAUAGCUGUAUUCUGAAUGUUAACAUAAAAACUCACAAAACUCAAUAUAUGUAUUAAAAACAAGUAUUUAUUCGAAACUACCCGAUUACAACUAUAACCAUAUAGAACGAGGAGAUUAUGAGUUUUUCAUCUUAAAAUCUAUAGUUUACCUACUGGCUAUUGUUGCCAAGUAAACCUGGUAUUUCCUGACCUGUUGAUAAGGUUUAAAAUUUUUUGUAAGGUAAGGUUAUCUUAUAUUUCAGUGUAUGGCAUACACAAACAGGAUUUCGUAUCCCAAGCCUCUUAAGGAAGCUUGUGUAAAGUAUAUAUAAAAUAGAACAUAAACCGACAGAAAAACAUCAUAUUCUAGUUUUAAAAUACACGUAUGCAAAAGAGGACCAAACACGUUAGAGAGAGAAGAAACAGGAGUAUCCGACUCGGAGAUGCCAGGGCAGUUUGAAAAAAUGUGGUUUUAUGUAAGUUUGUCAUGUAUAUGUUUGCUGAAUAUUUUAUAAAGAGUAAAAAUGCCAUUUUUGCGAUCAAACAUUUUUCUCUCUGAAUGUGUUUCUUUUCUAUUAAUGUGAAAUAUUUUCUAUCACUUCUCUGAAUAAUCCGCAAUUCAUAAUCAAGCAUCACCACCAUCUAAGUUUGAAUUGAAAUUGAGCAUUAGAUAACAGAUAGUGACUGAAGAAAUACCUAAAUGAAAUGAUAGCCAUUUUGUGUUUGUUAUAACAGCUAAAACUAAACAGAAAGAUAAAGUUCGAGUGAAAAUUUGUCGACACUUAUUAAAGAGAUUGACUUUGAAAAAAUAACUUGAUUUGUUCUUCUUAAAGCACCAUACGUUCAGUUCAAUCACAUUCAUACUUCAUCAUUACAACCACUGGCUUUACAAGAUUGCAUUUCUCGUGAUGUUAACUUGACGAUAAAAGAAUGUUUUAAACAACUCAAACAAAGCCCUAUGCCUGUUUCUCCAAUGCUGGUUGCGCGAAAAUAAAAAUGCUUUUUAAGAAGCAACUUUAAUACGUAGCAACCGAUCUUCCAGCAUAGAACAGACAGACCCCCUGGUUAAAAAACAAUUCACUUUUGGUAGGGACACGUGUUUGGACAAUCAAAAUGUUGGGUCAACGUAGACAUACAGCGAUAUUGGGAAAGAAGAUGAAAACCCUUUAGAUUCACGGUUCGAAGUGUGAUAUCAGAGCGGUGAACAUAAUUAAAGAUGGUUAGCAAAGGCCGGAUUAGCUCCUCUACACGAUUUUUGCGCCUUGGAUUUUUGGUUCUGUUUCUUCUGUUACUGGCGACUAAUUUCUUGUUUCUUAUGUAUAACCUUAACGCCAUGAACUCUGUUGAUUCGGAAGAUCAGUCUACACGAAUAGUGAAGAAAGUUAUUAAUGAUAUUGACUCCCCUUCGAUAUUGACUCGAUCUACCACAACACAAAGCACAGAACUACACUACACACAACCACCCAAGACUUUUGUGAGUGGUGAAAUUACAAGGAAGAGGAGUCGAGAGCCUUCUACUAUCACAGUACCUCCGCGAUGGAUACAAAUUGAAGCCCAGUCUGAUAAACUCCACAUAUACGUCAGAGUGGACGGGAAGAUGGUGUAUGAAAUCAAUAGCGACGACGAAAGACGCAGAGGUUUACAUAUAAUAGUUUUAAACCAAGAAACAGGGAAGCUGAUGGCAGGUGUCGCCUUUGAUUUCUAUGGUGGGUCAACAGACAGCGAAAUAGCUGCCUUUCUAGAUAAUGUAAAGGAAGGCAGAAUUUUCAUUUUCUUGAUUAAAGACGAAGGAACCCACGGCCUGAAGAAAAUUGGCAGAAAUGCUAUUAAAUCCUUUGGUAGUAGAAUGAUCUUCAACUUGGCUUACAGAGACCACUGGGCGUGCAUUUCAAAAAAAAUGAGUGGGUGGGUUGUAGAAGAUGUUAGCAAACGUACAACGAAGGAAUGGCCACCAGCAGUUAAAGUUCAUGUUUCGUUCUUAGCUGAUGCUAGUCGAGAGAAUUGCGAUUUUGGUAAAAACGCUGCUGCUAUUAGGCGACGUAAGUUUUGUAGCUUGUAUGAAGGGUAUCCUGGAGUCUGUGAAUGCAAACAAAUAAAUGAAGUUUACACACAAAAAAAGAAUACGGUAUUCAGUGAGCUAUUAGACAUACCUGUUGUAAUAAUUGCAUCAAGCAGGCCUAGAUAUCUGUUUCGCAUGCUAAGAAAAUUAAUGAGUGUCCCAGGCGCUAACCCGAGCCAAACAACUGUAUAUAUUGAUGGUGAACACAACGAGACAGCAGCCGUUGCUGAGCUUUUCGGCUUGAAAGCUGUGCGAAAUGAGAUUGAAUGCACCAAAAAUUGCAGAAUACAGCAACACUACAAAAAGAGUCUCACCCACUCGUUUGAUGCCUUUCCUCUAGCAAGAGCAGUUAUUAUUCUAGAGGAGGAUCUUGAAGUAUCCAUUGACAUUUUCGAUUAUUUCAGUCCAACAUGGCCUCUUCUUGAAGCAGAUCCAAGCCUCUAUUGCGUAUCUGCAUGGAAUGACCAAGGCUAUAAACAUUCUGUCAAAGACCCUGCAUUGCUUUACAGAGUGGAAACGAUGCCUGGCCUUGGCUGGCUUCUUAAAAGAAGUUUAUUCAAGAAUGAGCUAGAACCAAAGUGGCCUGGACCCAAUGAUUACUGGGAUUGGGACAUGUGGAUGAGAACAGAUUACAUGAGAAAAGGUCGAGAAUGCAUUGUUCCAGAUAAAUCGCGAACGUACCAUUUUGGUGCUAUAGGUCUCAAUGUUAGAAUGAAUUUCCAAAAAAUGUACUUCAGUACCAGGGUACUGAACGACAAAUCAGGAGUGAAAUUUGACGUCGAAAAAGUGAAAAAAGAAAAUUAUGAAAAGGAACUCGAAAGACUCAUCAGGGAUGCUGUGGUAAUUAACUACACAAAAACAACAUGCAAGAAUGAGCACGACUUCAUACCAAAUACAACAGAUGCCACGUAUGUGCUGUACAUCAAAAUGACUAAAGAGGAGAGGUAUGACAACUGGCUUCGAGUUGCAACGUGUUUUCGUCUAUGGGAUCUGGAUAUGCGCGAUUUUCAUUUUGGAUUGAUUAGGUUUUGGAUAAAAAAUAAUCACGUGAUUGUGAUUGGAGCACCCGAGUCGAAUUAUGCGCAUCAUAAACCCAAGAAUAUUAAACCUGUUGAAAUACUGAAGAAAAAAGCUGCAAAGUGAUAAGCUUAGGCCUAUUUUUGGAAUGUUGGAAAAAAAUCAUUUUGAUAGAGAAUGUGGAAAGUCUUUAUAAUUACAACAGGUUGGUAUAAUACUAGGAAGCAUUCAACAAUAUUUAUAGCCUUUGCUGUUAGAUAUUAAAAUACAGAUUCCUUUCAUCUCAAAUACAGGUAAAUUCAUCUUGAUUAAAGUUCACUCUUUUUAUCUAUAGGUAUUUAAUUUAAUACAGAACAUUUUUGUAGAUUUAUUCCGUUAAAUGAAUAGCUGUUGAAAUCAAUACCUGUUCUACAAUUUCAUUUCCUCAGUUGUUAGAGCAACGACGUGCAGUGUCGCUGUUUCGAGUAUUUUGCGUGUCAUUCGCUCAUAUGAAUCAUUUUCUUAAACCAUAUAGAAACAGCAUGGCAGGAAUAAUUGGUUCCAUGUGUUGUUGUCUCCCUCUGUCAUCUCUCAAACAC
Messenger RNA from Rhopilema esculentum, 4658 nucleotides. RefSeq names its product protein O-linked-mannose beta-1,2-N-acetylglucosaminyltransferase 1. Gene Ontology annotation, molecular function: beta-1,3-galactosyl-O-glycosyl-glycoprotein beta-1,3-N-acetylglucosaminyltransferase activity. Gene Ontology annotation, cellular component: Golgi membrane. The record is from RefSeq and is a predicted model, not a curated record. Gene Ontology annotation, biological process: protein O-linked glycosylation via N-acetylgalactosamine. Lineage: Eukaryota; Metazoa; Cnidaria; Scyphozoa; Rhizostomeae; Rhizostomatidae.